Molecule: messenger RNA, 1383 nt
Organism: Pyrenophora tritici-repentis Pt-1C-BFP
Lineage: Eukaryota; Fungi; Ascomycota; Dothideomycetes; Pleosporales; Pleosporaceae
Source: RefSeq, a predicted model, not a curated record
AUGUCAAAACCGCUGCGGUUUGCCGCAAUCUCCGCAAUCGCAUUCUCCACAGUACAUGCCGUUCCGUAUGUAAUAGAUAACCUCAGUUUCGGACACAAGGAAACUCUCUCACCCAACGGACGCGGGAUCCCGCACUGGAACAUUCAAGGCAACGAAGACUGGUUGCCCCAACUCUUCUCCGAUCGAAUCAUUCUCACACCUCCAUACCCCGGAAACAAGCGUGGAUCGGUAUGGACCGAAGACCCACUACAUCACAAAGGCGACUGGGUGGCCGAAGUGCACUUUCGGGCCUCAGGACAAGAGCGUGGAGGUGGUAAUUUGCAGAUAUGGUAUACCAAGCAAUCGCAGGCGCGUGAGCCACCAGCGAGCUUGUACACGACGCACAAGUUUGACGGGCUGGUAUUGCUCGUCGACCAGUACGAAAACCACGGAGGAUCUCUUCGCGGUUUCCUAAACGACGGAACCGUUGACAUUGGAGCCCAUCCCGACCCGGACACGCUGGCUUUUGGCAAGUGCGACUAUGCCUACAGGAACCGUGGAGAGCUCACGCCGAUCAAACUGCACCACGCAGAAGGCUUCCUCGAGGUCAUUAUCGACGGAGAGACAUGCUUCAAGACAGACAAAGUGAUCCUCCCAGAAGGCUACUACUUCGGCAUCAGCGCCUCCUCGGCCGAAAACCCAGACUCCUUCGAAGUUCACAAAUUCACAGUCUCCACCACCUACGACACCACACGCGAAGAGCCCAAAGACAAAGGCAAAGGCGACUACGCAAAAGCCUCACAACAACACCAACAAAACCUGGCCGCCCAACAAGCCCACGAGCAACAGCAACAGCAACAGCAAACCCAAAACCAGAACCAGAACCAGCAGCAAUACAACGCCCACGUAAACGACAUCCCCAAGAUGCUCGAAGACGUCGUCGCCGCAAACAUCCGCAGCCAACAAGACCAAUUCGCCGACCUCCACAACCGCAUCCAAAUCAUAAACAACCGCGUCUACGAAAUCUACGAAACCGUCGAACUCAUCCACAAGACAAACAACGACCGCUGGAACGACCUCAUGACGCGUAUUGUGCCCAUUGACGACCGCGGCGCGGCUACGAUACGUAAUGUGGAAAGGGUGGAGCGCCAGACGGCGCAGAUACUAAAGGAUCUUGAGUCGAAGGAUUUCAAGGAUAUGAUGAAGGAGAUUCAUCGCGCGUUGGCGUUUUCGCAUAAUACCAUUGUCGAAGGUAUGCCGGGGAUUAUGGGUGCUGUUGUCAAGACUCAUGGACCUAAUAUGACGACCUUCAUCUUCAUUGCUGUGGCUGUGCAAAUUAUGGUUACGGGUGCGUAUCUGGUUUAUAAGAAGAGGAGGGGUGGUGCGCCGAAGAAGUACCUAUAG